GAAACUUCCGCCGGGCUUUCGCUAUUUCCAUCGCUCUCUCUCACAUUCUCAGAGAAUUUUGAUGGAAUGAUUUUUUUAUUUUCUUCGAUUCGUAAUUUCUCUUUCGUUCCUGGUAUCCUUUCACAAUUUAAGUUUGUUCUCUCUAUCUUUGUGUUCUGGAGAUUGGGUUCGUAUUGGUUGCCGCCUCGAAGAAGGUGUCCUUAGUUGAUUUGUCCGUGAUGUUUGUAUGUCUCUCUCUAGGGUUGCGAGCACGCCGGGCCUUGUUCUUAUUUCUACAGAUUUAGGCCAGAGCUCUAGGAUUGAAAGAGGAGAUCCCUAUCGAGAUCUGAGGAGAUUGUGGACGGGUGGUGUUUUUUUUUUCAAUGAUUUGAGCUUUUUGAUGAUUCAGGGAGGCUCAAUUUAGACCGUUAUUUCAUUGAUUUAUCGUUUAUAAUAAGUUGAGUUUGGAGGUUUUCUUGAACGGAUUUGUUCAUGAUGGAUCACAUUAUUGGCGAAAAGUUCACGCUGGGAAGAAAGAUUGGCAGUGGAUCUUUUGGCGAGAUAUACCGUGGUGUCAACAUACAGACAGGGGAAGAGGUUGCAAUCAAGUUGGAAUCUGUGAAGUCGAAGCAUCCUCAGCUACAAUAUGAGUCAAAACUAUAUAUGCUUCUCCAAGGAGGAACUGGAAUUCCCAACCUAAAAUGGUUCGGUGCUGAGGGGGACUACAAUGUCAUGGUUAUCGAUCUUCUUGGUCCAAGUCUAGAAGAUCUUUUUAACUAUUGCGAUCGAAAGUUCUCAAUGAAGACUGUACUUAUGCUUGCUGAUCAAUUGAUUAAUCGAAUCGAGUACAUGCAUUCAAGGGGCUUUCUUCACCGCGAUAUAAAGCCAGAUAAUUUUCUCGUGGGUUUGGAUCGUAAGGGGAAUCAGGUUUAUGCCAUCGAUUUUGGUCUUGCCAAGAAAUAUAGAGAUCUUCAAACUCAUAAGCACAUACCAUACCGGGAGAACAAGAAUCUCACUGGAACAGCACGGUAUGCUAGCGUGAAUACUCAUCUUGGUGUUGAACAAAGCAGAAGGGAUGAUCUAGAAUCUCUUGGUUAUGUGUUCAUGUAUUUUUUGAGGGGAAGUCUUCCAUGGCAGGGGUUGAAAGCCGGAACAAAGAAGCAAAAAUAUGAUAAGAUUAGUGAAAAGAAAAUGUUAACUCCAGUAGAGGUAUGCAAUGCUAAGCCCCAUUCAUUUUCAUGCAUAAUAUCUCAUUUUUUGAAAAUGCUGGGAGUAUUCCUAUCAAAUUUACGUAGCAUUACGGAGGUUGCCGGCCCAUCAAUGGUGAAGGCAGAAAGGUCAUCAGUUGGCCAAGAAAUUCAUGAUAGAUUCGCAGGUGCCGUGGAAGCAUUCGCUAGAAGAACUGGUUCAGCUGCUGCUCAUCAUGGUGAGCAUUCCAAGCACAAAACUCUAGAUGAUGCACCACUGCCAUCCAAACAAACUAUUCUCAACGGCGAAAGAACACGUGCAUCAUCCUCUAGGAAUGAUAGCAUAUCGAAGAGAGCUGUAGCUGCAGGCUCUCGACUUUCAUCCUCGGGCGAGCUCAGUGACCAACAACACAGCCGAACAAGCCGGCUUCUUUCAGGCGGCAGUAGCGGCAAUCGUCCCAUGCAACAGAGGCUUCACCAUUCUGGUGAAUCCAGAGCUUCAUCCCUUGCUCGAACUGCAGGUGGCCCAAAAGCUUCCCGUGGCGAUCCUCCUCAUAGAAGCUUUGAACUCCUCUCUCUCAGUGCUGAAAGGAAGAAGUAACAGUAGAACCUGCUUGAUGCGAAGAGGCAGCUGCAGCUGCUAUAUAAGAGUCCGUGCCAUUCUUUAGUUUUAUUUCUAAAUUUCUUUUGAAUUCUUAUCAUUUAUGCCUUGGUGUUCUGAUGAUCAACCAAAGGGAAAAAGAAUGAGAACAUUGACCGAUUCUUUUCAGCUGGUGAAUGUGCAACAUAUCAACAGCAGGGCGUCCCAUUUCAGCCGUUUUAAGGCUAUAUUUUUCUUUUAAUUCGUCAGAGGCCCAACGUUCCUUCUGAUUCCAAGCCAUCGAUAUUUUAUAGCAGCCCAGAAUGGAACACUAUUAUUGAAUUUUAUGAAGAAUUAGUCAUAAAUUUUAUGAGUCUGUAACAAAAUUUUGGUUUGAGCGAUUGUCUUACUGAACAAAGCAUGGCUAGCUCCUGUGACCAAAUCUCCUUCUGGGUUGAGACAGUUCUAUAGCUUGUUACUCUCUAUGAGUUAUGGGAUUCAGUGUUUGUUUAUAUAUAAAAUAUAAUGGUCUUAUGGGAAAAACUGAUAUGUAUUAUAAUUUAUUCAUUGGUAUGGUUAUGAUUAAUUUUAUGGA
Dendrobium catenatum is the source of this 2341-nucleotide messenger RNA. RefSeq names its product casein kinase 1. Gene Ontology annotation, biological process: endocytosis; peptidyl-serine phosphorylation; signal transduction. Lineage: Eukaryota; Viridiplantae; Streptophyta; Magnoliopsida; Asparagales; Orchidaceae. Gene Ontology annotation, molecular function: protein serine/threonine kinase activity; ATP binding. Gene Ontology annotation, cellular component: nucleus; cytoplasm. The record is from RefSeq and is a predicted model, not a curated record.